Colossoma macropomum (tambaqui) is the source of this 396-nucleotide messenger RNA. RefSeq names its product follicle stimulating hormone subunit beta (gene fshb). The coding region runs from base 1 to 396 and encodes 131 amino acids. The transcript has 2 exons. Gene Ontology annotation, molecular function: hormone activity. Gene Ontology annotation, cellular component: cytoplasm; extracellular region. Gene Ontology annotation, biological process: G protein-coupled receptor signaling pathway; ovulation. NCBI's taxonomy places the organism in Eukaryota, Metazoa, Chordata, Actinopteri, Characiformes, Serrasalmidae. The record is from RefSeq and is a predicted model, not a curated record.
AUGCGUGUAGCCGUUUUGGUGAUGCUGGUGCCUAUACUGGUGAGGGCUGGGUCAGAAUGUAAGGCUAGCUGUCGCCUUGCCAACAUCUCUAUCACUGUGGAGAGUGAAGAAUGCGGGAGCUGCAUGACCAUCAACACCACGUCUUGCGCUGGCCUCUGCCAGACACAGGAGAGAGCUUACCGCAGCCCGAUGGCACCAUAUGUCCAGAACACCUGCAACUUCAGGGAGUGGACGUAUGAGACCAUCCAGCUGCCGGGCUGCCCGGCAGGGGUGGACUCGUCCUUCACUUACCCUGUGGCCCUGAGCUGUGAGUGCAUCCAGUGCAACACGGACAGCACAGACUGCGGAGCGCUCAGCAUGCAGCCCAGCAGCUGUCCCUCGUUCUCCCACUACUGA